UAGGUGGGCUUUUGUCUCCGUGAAUACACUUUACACUGCAAACUAGCUGCACCCAUGUCUGGAUGUGAGCAAAAAUAGGUGCUAAUAUAAUUAAAUUAUCUGGGAGUGAAGUGACAGUAGCCGUCUGGAUUGCCCACUAAAGGUUGUAUUAGGAAGUGAUAAAUCAUCACUUCAGUGGUAUCUUACAGAGAGAAGUUCUCAAAUCCAUGGAAAAGGGCAACGGGAGGUCACCGCAUGUAAAUAGUAUUUAUGUAGGGGGUUCAGGGAGAUGCAGCCUGAAUAGUCUACCGAGGGGGGAGUGGCUGGAAAGCAGUAAAUCACCGCUUGAGUGCUGGCUUGUGUGUCUCUCAGAACUGCGCCUGCAGCUGCUGAGCUGUUGCACGCAGUAUACAGAGCUCUAGGCUGCUCAAUUAGAACUUCAAAAGACUAGAAGAAUUCUGGUCAGCCAAAGUGGUUCUGGUUUAGCUGUGAGAUCUGAUUGAGAGCUGCCAGUGUCUGUCUGCCUUCCCGAACCGAUCUGGCUCCGAGAUGAAGGGUAUGCUGCACUGAUCUGAAAGUGUGCGAGUACUCUUCAGAGAGAGCUGAGAAUGAUAGCUGCUGGAAAACUUGCAAGUCUCCCCAGAAAUAUACAGGUGAACCAUCAGUUCUCCCUGGCUUCUUCUAUGGAUCUUUUGAGCAGCAAACCUCUUCUGACUGAGCAUCGCUUAGACUCCUAUCAAGAUAUUUCUAUCCAUGGCACUCUCCCUAGGAAGAAAAAGGGGACCAUUCCCAUUAGAUCUUGUGAUAUGUUUAGCCAUAUGGGAACCCUGCCAUUGUCCAGAACACAUAGGCAGCAGUCACCUUUGAUUCAAGAUGUCCUAGAGGAGUAUCCCCUGCAAGACAGGAAGAGUGAGAAACUCCACUUCAGAGGUCAGAAUAUCCUGGAUCCAGCUAUGGAAUAUGUGAAGUUUUCUAAAGAGAGGCAGCUUAUGGACAACACCCCAGAAAAGCUGAAGAAAGAGUUAGAGGAAGAGCUACAGUUGAGCAGCGAAGACUUACGUAGCCAUGCUUGGUACCAUGGACGCAUUCCUCGGCAGGUGGCAGAAAGCCUAGUUCAGAGAGAUGGAGAUUUCCUGAUUAGGGAUUCUCUCUCCAGUCCUGGAAACUUUGUUCUUACCUGUCAGUGGAAAAACAUCUCUCAACAUUUCAAAAUCAACAGAACAGUCCUCAGACUCAAUGAAGCCUACUGCCGUGUUCAGUAUCAGUUCGAACUUGAAAGUUUCGACAGCAUCCCUGGGUUAGUGAGAUGUUAUGUGGGGAAUCGCAGGCCAGUAUCAAAGCAGAGUGGAGCAAUUAUUUUUCAGCCUAUCAACCGGACCAUGCCACUGAGAUGUCUCGAGGAAAAGUAUGGAGUAUCUCCAGUUCGACAAAGAGAGUGCAAUAUCACUGAAGGAAAAACAGAGACUGCAAUAAGGCUGAGCCUCAGUAUAUGUGGCGUGCAGUCCCAGGAGCACAGCUUAACCAGAGGAAAUCUUUUAAGAAACAAAGAAAAAAGUGGUAGCCAGCCAGCUAGUUUGGAUCAUGUCCAGGAGAAAAGAUUCUCCCUAAAGGCUCACCAGUCGGAAAGCUACCUGCCAAUAGGUUCAAGGCAUCCAUCUCAGUUACCUGAAAUAGAUACAAGCCCAUGGUCAAAUUCCCCUGCAUUUAGAACAGGCAGUGAACCUACUCUAAGCCCCACAGUAGUUCGGAGGGUCGCUUCCGAGUCGCCAGUAGGAGAAGCUCUUAGAGGAUCAGACAGCCAGCUCUGUCCCAAGCCUCCACCUAAACCCAACAAAGUGCCCUUGCUGAGGCAACCUCAGUCUCCUUUAGCUUGGCACAGUUCAGAGGCACACUACUGUGAAUUAAACCCUGCCACUUCCAUAGACCGUGGAGCAACACAGCAACCUCUGUCUCAGAAGAGCAGCUAUGUGGAGCAUCUGAUAGCUAAAGAGAAUGGAUUGCUCUCAUUCAGGAACUCUGAAACAAGUUAUCUGAUCCAUGAAGAUGAUGCCUUACAGAGCUCAAUGGAUCCAUUAGCAGCUUGGUCUGAGAUGGCUGAAGAAGGCAGCCUGUUUGUAGCACCUGUUCUUGAGACAGUAUCCAGUUUUAAACCAAAUGAUUUUGAAUCCAAACUUCUUCCUCCUGAAAACAAGCCACUUGAAACACCAAUGUUAAAAAGAGUUAAGGAGCUAUUCACCAACAGCAAUCCAAAGAUUAUUGCCCGGCAUAUGCUUAGAAUGGACUGCAAGGUUGCUAGGAUACUAGAGGUCUCUGAAGAGAUGAGGAGGAGGAUGGGAGUGAGCUCAGGUCUGGAGCUCAUUACAUUGCCCUAUGGACACCAAUUGCGCUUGGACAUAAUUGAAAGGCACAACACCAUGGCAAUCGGAAUAGCUGUGGAUAUUUUGGGCUGCACAGGAAACUUAGAAGAGAGGACUGCAACCUUAAACAGGAUCAUCCAGGUAGCCGUGGAACUGAAGGACUCCCUGGGGGACUUGUACGCGUUCUCUGCUGUCAUGAAAGCACUUGAAAUGCCACAGAUCGCAAGGUUGGAACAAACAUGGGUCGCUUUACGGCACCACUACACCCAAACUGCCAUUACAUAUGAAAAGCAGUUGAAGCCGUUCAGCAAAGCUCUGCAUGAAGGGAGAGAGACUGUGUGCACUCAACAAAACAACAUAACCGUGCCCCUGCUGAUGCCCUCGGUUACCUUGAUGGAGCGACAGAUUGUCAUUUUUGAUGGGAUGGACCUGUGGGAAAACACUGACCAAAGCUGUGAAAUAAUGCUCAAGCAUUUAGCCACAGCCCGUUUUAUAGCACAAAAUGCUGACAUGUACAGAAUGACUGCGGAAAGGAUACUGGAAGGUUUUCAGCCAGAUGAUGAGAUGAGUGAGAUCUUCAAGACUGAAUUUCAAAUGAGAUUGUUAUGGGGCAGCAAAGGAGCACAAGUUAAUCAGAGAGAGAGAUAUGAGAAAUUCAACCAGAUUUUAACUGCACUCUCCCGAAAAUUAGAACCUCCUCCAGUGAAACAGGUAGAGCAAUGAAAUAUCAUAUGGACCCUUAAGAUAUGAUUACUUCAGGUUUGCCAUUUAAAAGAAAUUGCCAAUUUGUCACUGUACAAGCUUCUAGCAUUCACAGGAUCUUUAGGGACUUGUAAAUUGCACAAUGCACAUUUAUGAAUUGUUUAAAAGCUACUGAUUUCUAAAUGAAUUUAUUUAAUAUGUAACUGUCAUUUUAAUAAUUUCUUGAACAGUCAAAUUUAAGAUAGUCUGCAUAAUGUAUUCUUGUGAUUUACAAAAGUGUCUAUUGAUGUCUGCUAGUCAUUACUAUGGGUGUUUUACUUAAUGUUAUCAAUAAUGAAACAGUGUACUGUAAAUAAAAGAGAUAGGUAUUUUAGAAAAUACCAGUUGUAUGAUAUUCCUUAAUGAAUACGAACCUGUACAUAGUUGUGAAUUAAAAUAUAUCUUUGUGAAAUACUGUACAGUGGGUCAUUGUACACUAUAAUCAAUCACAGGAAAUAAUGCGAUCUGUUAAGGAAAUGUGCUUUUUAUACUCUCCUGGCCGGCAGGGGGAAGGGCUGGUACUGGGGGGAUAGAAUAUUUCAAACUCUACCCUAAUCAAUCUCCUUUCACUUGCACCCAUGAGCUGAUACCUUUUGUCUCCCAGGAAAAUAGUAUUUAGAAGUUACUCUGGACUUUGUAAUGCACGAGAUACUAUUCAAGAGUGUUCUGGUUUGUUGUUCAGGCUCCAGUACAAACUAUGCCAUAUGCAUUGGAAAUGAGUGGGGGGGAAAAACCCCAAACAAGGGGAUGAGAAGAACAAAUAGCUAAGAUAAUUAAAAUGUCUUCAACUUCACCAUCAGCUACAGGUUUGCACCUGUAUCUCAGGUCUUCUUCAGCAAACAGGAAGAAACAGAGGUUAGUAAGUAGUAGCUAGAUUAAUAUAUCAAUCUCUGCUGUAUAGAAUUAAGAGGAACUUUAUAAUCCGAUGGCGAAGUUCAAGUUUUUGAGGAACUAGUCCUGGAGAUACUAGAAAAGCUCACCUGUAAUAAAUCAUCAAUAUUGGAUGGUAUUUUAUGAAAUAGUGGAGACAGCAAAUUAGAGUAGGUGCAGCUGUGGCUGCAAUGUAGAUCUUGGCUGCUAAUAGGUUUUUCUUAACUGUUUUUUAAAUUGAUAAAUUCUAGAAAGGGCUUACUCAGAAGCCUCAUCUCCACUGUAAGAGUAAUAUACCUCUGCUAUUUUUUAUAGCAAUAUCUAUAAUGGUCAAAUGAAAUCAGCCUUCUACAAGAGAAACCAUCUCUAGUGCUUUAGGAUUAUUUCAGGAAGUUCAAAUAAUAGAUAAAAAUGACAGUCAGUCAAAUUUAAUUUACUUGGAUUUUCAUAAGGACCCCUCUAAGCAAUCAAGAAAAAUAAAUAACCACAACUUUUGUCACUGAGGCUAUGAUGCUGAUUAAAAUCUUACACUGAACUAGAAAUGUGUGUGGUGUUACACAAAUCCCUGCACUCAAGUUAGCUAGGUAAUUUUAUUACUGUUGCCUGUAGUUAAUUAUGCAAAUCCCCAAAUAAUUGUGUGGGGGGGGGCCCACAGGGGGACUAAGGAGGAAAAGCAAACUAAUAACUGACGUUAUUACAAGGAAAUCACCUCUGUGCUGCUCCAGGGCCACACUUAAAUAUAAACAAAGCGCAAUGCAGUUUUGGACAUUUUUGUAAAUCACACGCUAUACGAGUCACAAACAGGCCCUCUCCUCCACUGAGACCACUACCUGGCACACUAACUGUCUCCACUUGCUAAAGAAAGCAAGUUAAUGACCUUUUUGGCAUUUUAAAUGAUAGGACCAAAAGCCAAAUAGAAACACAGUGAUAAUGAAUUACUGUAGUGUGAGGGAGGCAUUAAUAUGAUUAUGGUAGAUUGUGGAUGACUAGCUAGAAGAAUUGCACUAAUGUCUCAAUGCAUGUAAAAACUUAAAAAUCCCUCCUGCGGAGAGGGAGAAGAAAUAUUCCUGUGUAUUGCCUUUGAAAGCAAUUGAGACACCCUUGAGAGGCAUAUGCUAUAAAUCCUGAGAUUGAGCAAUCUAUUUUAGUAAAGAAACAUUUUAAUCUGUCCCAUCAAAUGGCAAACUCAUGCUUUAAUCAGUUGGGAAGGCCUCUGAUAUGGCCACAUUUAAAAAAAGGUUAAAAAAGCUUAUGUUCAAGACAGGUUUGCUAUUGGCACCAUAAACCUCAUAAUAUAUACACACACAUACACAGAGGGUGUUUCUUGUGAUAUGUAACUUUCAAAUACAAAUUGUUAUAUAAAUAAAAGUAUAGCCACAAGAGUCACUUUGUGGCAUAUAGAGUCACUGCCCUGUAUAUAUUUCAGCAACACAGAGCCAGAUUCAGCCACUUUUGUUCCUCAUGCCACAAGUAGGCCUAAUGAAGUCACUGCAACUACUUGCAACAUACCACUCUAAGUACAUAAGGGUGACAAAAUGUGGCCCUCUAUUAACGUAUCAGUAUAAAAAAUUUAAUAGAUGUACAGGGAUGGUUUUGUAACAGAAGACAAAAAGGAAGCUAUCUUGACCAUGAAAAGUUUUUAUUCCAUUAAAAUAUUCUCAACAGAGAACACUAUUUUUAAACAAAGCAUUUAACAUUUAAGAAAUUAAGAUGUGCACAAAAAGAUUAAAAAUUACUGGAAAAUGUAAGAUUAAGACAAUUCAUGUUCAAAAUUUCAGAAUGAGUUAGAACUAGCUGUGCAAGUACAAAUUUUCCCCCUAUAUUUAAUAAUCCUCAUACAGGUUGCACUAUCCCUCAUGAAAGCAAUUUGCCUCCAAAGGAAGCAAAUUCCACUUUUAGAAAAACAAACAGUAGCAUGAAAAGAACAGUUAGUUCUUUACCAGGAAGUGUUACCAGUGACCUCUGAGGCUUCUAGCCACGUAAACCAAAGGCUUCUUAGCCAAAAUAUCAGCUCACAUUUCCACCUCUUCUCUAACUUUAAAAAAAAAAACUACAUUAUGUAGUUUGUCAGUAUUGAAUAAUGUCACCUUAUAUAAAUAACCCUGUAUACAAUAUCCAAAAAUCUAAACUUGAGUUUAAUAGCCCCCAAAUGUAAUACACUAGGUCAGCUGUGUAAUAGUGGUAUACAUAACAAAGGAAUACACUUCCACACAAGAAAUCACUCAGAUUUAGUAUUACUGGUAGUACAAUUUCUAACAACACUGAAUUUUUCAUUU
Messenger RNA from Dermochelys coriacea (leatherback sea turtle), 6223 nucleotides. RefSeq names its product BCAR3 adaptor protein, NSP family member (gene BCAR3). The transcript is spliced from 12 exons. NCBI's taxonomy places the organism in Eukaryota, Metazoa, Chordata, Testudines, Dermochelyidae. The record is from RefSeq and is a predicted model, not a curated record. The coding region runs from base 588 to 3059 and encodes 823 amino acids. Gene Ontology annotation, molecular function: phosphotyrosine residue binding; guanyl-nucleotide exchange factor activity. Gene Ontology annotation, biological process: small GTPase-mediated signal transduction; positive regulation of peptidyl-serine phosphorylation.